AAUUCAAAUCAAAAAUCUAACAAAAAAAAACAGAAAACAAAUGUGACAAAAGGGAAGAAGCAAAAAAGUGAUGAGAAGCAAAGUGUUGAUGCUGAUAAAAUCGUGAAGAUCCAGAUGCCAUCGACAUUGAAGAAGCAAUUAGUUGAUGAUUGGGAGUUUGUUACACAGAAGGACCAGCUUGUCAAACUACCUUGCUCCCCAAAUGUAGAUGAUGUGUUGAAGAAGUAUCUUGAAUAUCGAACAAGAAAAGAUUGCAAGAUGACUGAUUCAAUUGCAGAAAUUUUGAAUGGAUUACAUUGCUAUUUUGACAAAGCACUGCCAUUGAUGCUCUUGUACAAAAACGAAAGGCAACAGUAUCACGACGUUGUAACUAGUAACAUAUCCCCAUCAAUUGUAUACGGUGCAAAACAUCUAUUGCGUCUUUUUGUUAAAUUGCCUGAACUGUUGGCUUAUGUAAACAUUGAAGAGGAGACAAAGACUUGCUUGCAGCAAAAACUAGUUGAUUUUCUUAUAUUUUUGCAAAAGAAUCAAAGUACCUUUUUUGUUUCUGUAUAUGAUGGCUCUAAGGCUGCAAUGGGAACGAUUAAGAGUGAAGAUAAUAAAAGUUGA
Molecule: messenger RNA, 609 nt
Organism: Amaranthus tricolor (Joseph's coat)
Lineage: Eukaryota; Viridiplantae; Streptophyta; Magnoliopsida; Caryophyllales; Amaranthaceae
Product: protein MRG1-like
Exons: 7
Biological process (GO): regulation of DNA-templated transcription; chromatin organization
Cellular component (GO): histone acetyltransferase complex; nucleus
Source: RefSeq, a predicted model, not a curated record